This is a messenger RNA of Schistosoma mattheei, 4863 nucleotides long. The record is from the annotation of a GenBank genome assembly. NCBI's taxonomy places the organism in Eukaryota, Metazoa, Platyhelminthes, Trematoda, Strigeidida, Schistosomatidae.
AACAUGGCAGAGGAAAUCCCAUAAAAUUGUAAUUGUAGUUCGGCUCAUGAGUAGAAUAUGAAUAUUUCUACUAGUCAAAAAUAAACAAGAAAAGUAUAGCGGCCUGUUUGCCAACUGGUUGUCAUUUACCAAAGGUCGACGUAAAACUAGUGCGUGCAACUAUUGUGACUCUCCCAAGGUCAGAUCAGCAAAAUAAUCUGGCAUUUAAAGAUAUUUAUCGUCUGCCUGAAUAAAAUCAACUUGUAACUAUCAUGUGAUUUGCGAUACUUUGUUUUGUCCGACAGUAUUAGUUCUUCAGUUGCACUACCCACCUCAAUACCAGUAACACUGAUGGAUACUUUGCCAAACAAUCAUAAUAAUAUCGAGAAUUACACUAUUUUCUAGAAAUACUGCAAUUUUUUAUGUACAGUUUACUCUCCACGGUUUUACUACGUAUUGACUAUAGUCAUGGAUGCGCAACAUCAACUCAGUGCUAACUAGUCAAACAAUAGUUUGCAUACGUCCUUCAAUUGAUAGCCAGCCGGUGUGGUGUUACGGCUAAUCCUCUGGUCAACAUUUUUACGUCACUCGUAGCUAUAUGACUAGAAAGCUCUGAUUAGUGUUUGGUAAUAUGCAUAGCGAAGCAAACGAAAAAACGGUUGUUUUUGAGAUAUCAUUACCUGAUGACGAGGGCUGCCAUGAAUGCUCUUAUCUCGAGCUGUUUCAACAACACCUGGUACUAUCACGUAACAUGUUUAUUAUCAGUUUGUUGUUCUGUUUGACUGUUUCUACUAUCUUCAUAUUUGUCGGUUUUAUUUUGCUUCUUGUAUUUUCUCGACUAACUAAGAUAUAUGCUGUUAUUACGGUGUACUUAUUGCCCAGUCCAUUCUUAUUGGCCAGGGCUCGACCUUGAGCGUGGGCGUCGUACUGUUGUGCUGACGUUAGCUACAGACUCUGUUUUUAGUAAAAUAACACGUUUUUAUUUUGAAUAUAUCAGGAAUCAAAUAAUAAUCAAAAAAAUGGGGAUAACCCUUUCGCAUCCAAUGAAGCUGCAGAAGAAAAAAAGCUUUCUGACCUAGCUAAGGCACUCGAGAGGAAAUAUGGGACUAUGGUUACUAUGAAGAAUAGUGGAAAGCACAAGCGAGUUCGUAUAGAUGAUUUCUUGGACCCAGGAGAUGGAUACGAUACACAAGAUUCAUUUAUCGAUGAUUCCGAAGCUAUUGAUGUAUUUGUGGCCCCGAACAUUUCUACUAAGUUUGGAGGAUAUUUUGUACAUCAAGGAACUGUUGAAGGACUUGAAGAUCAGAGUGCGAAAAUUGAGGCCCCUUGGAGUGCAAGGAUAUUGGUUUGUGUAAAUGAAACUGAUUCCAUUAUCCGAUAGACAAAUACUAAUUCAUCUCAAAACGUUAUGAGGAAAAAAAAUAAAUCCAAAGAGCUUCUGGAUAAAGCCGUCAAACGCUUGUCAACUCCUAAUGCUUUUAAGCCUAAGUUGUUUCUGUCGGAACCCCGAACCCAAAUGCGCAAUUUAGACUCCCUAUUUGAUGAGGUUUUGUACACAUCGACAGCAUCUGAACAAGACAGUAACGCAAAAGGCAUUGAGAGCUGUGAGGACCCAAAUGAUAGAAAUGACUCUUCUGUCGUCACUGCAAAGUCAUCAUGUGACAUGGGAAAACCAAAAGUUCUUCCUGAGAAUUUACCACCAGACAUAGUAGCAUGCCUUAACAACUUAACAGAGCUCAAUAAACAUGGAACAAAUCAACGUCGUACACUAGGAAAACCAUUUGAUACAGAACUACUAAAAUUGGAUGUAAAGUUGAAAGAAUUGAUGAUAAAUCAGUCUGUGAGGUCAGAUGUAUUCAGCUACUUAGAAAGUCACUUACAAUUGAAACACAAAGCUGUAAUGCGUAGACUUAAAAGAUUGAAAGAAGAUAAACAAGAACAAAGAAUGAACCCGCUAUUGGAUGCUCUUGGUGAAGCUAUUUCAUCGUCUAUGCCUCCAAUUAUUGAAAGUUAUACAAGAGAUAAAGAGGUUCACUUGGAACGUAUCAAAGCUUGGCAAACGGAAAAUUUGCAAAGCGGUUCAGAUUUAAACGAUAAUCAAGGUGUUAAUGGCUCAAGCGACGGAAGCUUAUCGAAACGCCCUCCAAAACCCGGACCUCCUAAGAAAAUCUACCGAUGGAAUUCUGAAUGCAGGCAACUUUUCGAUAAAAUCAUCCUUUGCCGACUUGAAAGUUAUAAAUUGUUGAACAUCAAAGGUUCUGCUGAAGACUAUCUGAGACGCCUUUUUCCAACUUUAAUUCAACUUUGGCCUGAUGGUUGGAUUACUAAUGCCGCAUUAUGGCGUACUGGCUUACCAAUCUUCCAAAAGUUUUGCAGCGAUAAUGGUUUGAGCAACAGCACUUCAGCAUCUCAAUCGCUUGCACGACCUACGAACAACAAUAGCAACCAUAACAGUUCUACGCAUACAAAUAAUGGGAGAAGUCACAAUUCACCUUCUUCUGCAAAUACAACACAUCUUCCUGACUCUAAUGCUCUAUCACAACAAAAUUCACCUGUUGUCAUUGUACCCCAUAUUUCUUCGAAUAUUUCGGUUUCAACUGUCUCCAAAACAGUUCCCAAGGUACCCGAUCAUGUAGUAUCAAACAGUAGUCCACGUACAAGUUUAUCGGUUGUUUGCAGCCCUAAAUCUAGCCCUCAUUUAGUUCCUGUCACAAAACAUUGUCAAUCACUUCCUACAGCUCACUCACCCACACAACCAAUUAAUCGCCCCAAUUUCCGAAUUACCCCAUCUUCAGUUGCUCAAAGUUCAAUUCAUUCGAAAACUGUCAAUACUAAGACUCCAGUAACUGUUUGCGUGGAUACUGGAACUUCUCGCUUCUCGUAUGUCCUGCAAUCAACCACAGCAUCUAUAUCUCCAAAUUCAUUAGUAGUUCCUGUGUCAACUUCAACAUCUCAGAAUUCACAGUUAAAUCGAACACCUAUUUUACAGAAUGAAGCUGUUAUAGGUCGAACGGCUAACCCGGGUAUACCUCUGCGUCUUGUCUCAUCUAGUUCUUCUAAUCCUGUAGCCACUAUUUUAGUGUCCAAGGCGGUACAGCUUAACUCAGAACUGGGCAAAUCUACAGUGAUCAAUCCAGUAGCUAUGAAAAGACAAUCAUAUCCCCAGUGUCAAUCUUCACAGCAAGCUCCCACUGCUCAGCUAAAGGUUAAUGAACUUGGAAAGUCAAUGGUUUCUGUUAAUGAUGGUUUUCCAAAACCGUGUGCACCAAACGUCCCAUCGAAUUUUCCCCAUGAUUCAAAUAAGUUUAGCCAGCAAAUUACCCAUCAGUCUGCAGCUGUCGCUCUAUCUAGCCAACAGAUUGACCAACUACAACAUCGCGCAUUGUCUAGUACUGGGAGAGUGGGAUUGAAUUUAAAUCCGACACUAGGUGCGGCAUCAACUCUCCUCUUUCCCCCACAACCUCCUCCUGCUCAUCAAUCUAAAUACCAGAGCUUGUCUUCACAAAAAGAGGAUCCUAGAGAAAAUAUUAUUGGGAGUAUACCUUCUGCUCAUUCUAGUAACAACCAAAAAUUAUGAUAAAACUCUUAUGUUAGCUCGUGAAUUUAUUAUGUAAACACUCAGAUGAAUCCAGUUUUAUUGAUCACUAAAUAUAUCUGACCCUCUGUAUGUAUUGAUAAGUAGGAACAUACGCAUUUAUAUUGGGCAUCUUAGACUAAUUAUUACUACUUCCAUCAUAGUUAUCAUUGCAGCUGUCCUUAUCUUUUUCUUUCCCGAUUGUGCAACAUUACUCAUCUAGUCCAUCAAUCAUUCAUUAAAUUGAUUUUAUUUAAACUUUCCUUUUUUAUCGCGUGUAUCGUAAUUUCUUUCAAAUGUUUCUUAUUCCGAAAGGAGUGUAUGUAUGAAUUUACCUAACUCUGUUAUUUCUUUUUUCAGCAAAAUGAUUUCUAGGUUAAUAAACGAACAGUCUCUAUGUUUCCUUAUUGACAUUGAAGUCAAUAAUUUGUUCUCUCUCUAUAUUUUAAUGUUUUCUUCCGUCUUUUCUUAUUUUCUUACUGUAUCUCUUUUAACGUGUCGCUCAAAAAACACGCCAUUAUUACUUAUCAGUGUAUAAAUUGUUUGGCAUGGCUGAGUAAGUCUAUACACAUCUGGAACUAUUAGAAUUCUGUAACUUGACAUAUAUAUAAUUGUAAGUACAAUUAUUUAGUAUUAUGUAAUUAUUGGGGUAAAUGUUUUCUUCAUAUCAUUACUGUCUUGUAAAGUGUGCAUAAAAAGCAAAUCGUUGAUUGAUUAGUCUUUCUUUUAUCUACUAUCACCUAAGUAAAAUAGAUGAUGAAAUCCAGUUUGAACACUACCAAUUAUGAUGUGGAGAUAAUCAAUUGACGGGGGUCCAUAAACAUUUCAUUUAAAUCCAGUGUUGAAAACGUCUGCGAUAGUGGUGUAAAAAUAUUUGAGUGGACCUAUCCUUAGAUCGCUAGAAAGUUUGUAUGCCUAAAUAGAUUUGUGAAUCCUGAUGGAGUUUUCGUACAGGCCACUCAAAUCAUUUAGGAACUAGUGCCCGUAAGUACGAUGUUUGCUUGGCACCUUCAGAAUCCACACUGUUUCACAAGCUUACGUACCAAACUGUUAUUGUGGAUCUUUUUAACUAGUCGAAAUGUUCAUACAUUUAGUAGUUUUGUGAGUUAAGGUCGACAUACCUGAGUCAGACACAGCAAAGUCUCAUAAUUUGGAUUAUCUGUAGCAUUGAUGAUGUAAAAGUCCGAAUAUACAACGCGUUAGGGAAAGCAGUUCUGUUACAUAAAUCUAAUGCAUAGUUCAGGUGAGGAUGUGUGAUCACCAUUGUCUCUCAAGGAUUUUUAUUUUUUAUUUAUUUGGACACAUGAAUA